UGGUGUCCGGAUGUGUCUGUUAAGCCUUUCCAAACACCGUUGUGGUGCGAACCAAUUUUGCCCCACGUUCCUUUGCGACUCUUCUGGAUUUGUAAUGGGCUCUUCUCUUCAAUCAACAGGCUUCAAUCACUUGAAGCCAUAGCAUCAGAGCCAUGUACAUUCAGAGGAUCAUAGUGGAGUCUUUGGCAGCUUCGAAUAUCAUCAAGAAGGUGACAUCUGUUGGCGAUGACGAGAGGCCGGUGGUGUUCUGGCACGGUUACGGUGAUAGCUAUAACUCUACAGCUAUGCAGCACGUCAUUGGAAUAGUGCGAGAGACCAAGCCUGAUUCGUACACCUAUUCGAUUAAGCUGGACGACGAUGACUCGAAGGACCAACGGUUAUCCAUGUUCAGUGAUGUCAACAUGGAUAUCGACUAUGUUUGCAAACAGCUCAGGGAGGUUGAUUCUCUUGCCAAUGGCUUUGACAUGAUUGGGUUCUCUCAAGGAGGACUGUUUGCCAGGGCAGCCGUUGAGCGAUGCGCACUUCCCGUUCACACACUGAUAACGUUUGGAUCCCCACACUCUGGUAUAUCGGACCUUCCAAAGUGCUCUCCAAAUGAUUGGCUCUGUAAGAAGAAGAACGACGCAUUGACCAAGCCGGGAAACAUUUGGAGAGAUUGGGUACAGAAUACCAUCGUGCCAGCACAAUACUUCAGAAGAAGAGAUGACUAUUACGAAUAUCUGGAAAAAUCUGCCUUCCUCGCUGAUGUGAACAACGAGAGAGAAAACAAGCAACAACUGUACAAGGACAAUUUGGGUUCCUUGGAAAGACUUGUACUCAUACAAUUCGAGCAGGACCAGACAGUUGUGCCAAAAUGUACAGCUUGGUUCUGUGAUGAGGACGAUGAGGGAAACUAUGUGAGCUUCGUCGACACUAAAUUCUAUCGUAAAGACUUAUUAGGAUUGAAGUCAUUGUACGAUAAUGGACAGAUAGAUUUCUUGUCCGUUGAUGAUGACCAUAUGUCAUUCUCUGACGAUUACCUUAGAGAAAUAGCACAGAGGUACUUGGGCAAAAAUUCCACGGCAUAGAUUGGUGUUAUUUUUGAAUCAAGAGCUUCGAGGCCUUCGAAGCUUUCAGUUUGCUUAUUUUGCUUCUCAGUGGGGGAUUGAACCGUUACUUUUCGCUGAUACAGGUUCCCCAUCAACUUCCUCCUCUCUUUCAUACAACAUCCCCUGCCUUUAAUUUUGAUGAACAAAGAACUCGACAUCUUCGUAAGAGGAUGUAAAAGGGGGCUUUGACACUUUCGUUGUGUAACAUUGGUUUGAUGCACCACAGUAUGCUUGGAUCAGUCUGGUCAUCGUUGUUUCCCGCUUCAAUAUGCUCUUUUCGCUCGUAUA
Williopsis jadinii is the source of this 1376-nucleotide messenger RNA. Its product is annotated as palmitoyl-protein thioesterase family protein. Bases 153 to 1067 code for a protein of 304 amino acids. The record is from RefSeq and is a predicted model, not a curated record. Gene Ontology annotation, molecular function: palmitoyl hydrolase activity; thiolester hydrolase activity. NCBI's taxonomy places the organism in Eukaryota, Fungi, Ascomycota, Saccharomycetes, Phaffomycetales, Wickerhamomycetaceae. Gene Ontology annotation, cellular component: lysosome. The transcript has a single exon.